CCCCUUUUUUUUUUCAAUCUUUUUCUUUCUCCUAUUUCAAUUUUAUUAUUAUCAUUUUUUUGUACUUCUUCUUCUUAUUUUUAUAAACAAAUAAACUAUUUAUAAUGGCACACAGACUUGGUGGACGUAGAAAGAAUGUAAAAAAAGGAUUCCAAUUUACUUUAAUGGUAGUUGGUGCAUCGGGUACUGGUCGUACGACAUUUGUGAAUACUCUUUGUGAUGAUUGUGUAUUAGUUAAAAAGGAACUUGACAAUCCUGAAGAUGCACAUAAUGAAGAGGGAAUUAAUAUUAAACCUGUUUCUGUUGAAUUGGAUGAAGAUGGUGUUAGAAUUUCUUUAACUAUUGUUGAUACCCCAGGCUUUGGUGAUAACAUUGAUAAUGAAGCAUGUUUUCAUGAAAUUGUUGCUUAUUUAGAAAAGCAAUAUGAUGAUAUUUUAGCAGAAGAAUCUAGAAUUAAACGUAAUCCUCGAUUCCGUGAUAAUCGUGUUCAUGCUCUAUUGUAUUUCAUCGCACCUACUGGCCAUGCAUUACGUGAAAUUGAUAUUGAAUUAAUGCGUCGCCUAAGUCCUCGUGUAAAUGUGAUUCCUGUUAUUGGUCGUGCUGAUUCACUUACUCCUCAAGAGCUUAUAGACUUUAAGAGAAGAAUUAUGGAAGAUAUUGAACAUUAUAACAUUCCUAUUUAUAAUUUCCCUUAUGACAUUGAGGAAGAUGAAGAAGAUACUAUUGAAGAAAACAGUGAAUUAAGGUCUCUUUUACCUUUUGCUAUUGUUGGUAGUGAAGAAGAAAUUGUUGUCAAUGGACGUACUGUUCGUGGUCGUCAAUAUCCUUGGGGUGCAGUUGAAGUUGAUAACCCUAAGCAUUCUGAUUUUGGACGUUUAAGAUCAGCUUUAUUAAGUUCUCAUUUACAAGAUCUUAAAGAAAUUACACAUGAUUUCCUUUAUGAAAAUUAUCGUACUGAGAAACUAAGUCGUACUGUUAAUGGUGGUGACCAGGAAGAUGCAUCUUUGAAUGCAGAAGAUAUGGCAACACAAAGUGUCAGAUUGAAGGAAGAACAGUUAAGAAAGGAAGAAGAGAAGCUUCGUGAAAUUGAAUUGAAGGUUCAACGUGAAAUUCAAGAAAAGAGGGCGGAACUUUUAAGUAAAGAGGAAGCUUUACGUAAUUUGGAAGCUAGAUUAGCACAAGCGCAAUUAGCUGAUUAACUCAUUUAUAGUAGUAGUAGUAGUAGUAGUAGAUAGUAUACUUUUAUUAAUUUAAUAUAUAUAAAAGAAAAAAAAGAAUUCUUGAGAAUUAUUUCUUUAAAGGGUUAUUUUUUUUGUUAGUCAACUUUUUCUUUCCAAGAGGUGGAUUUUUAUUAAGAAUUUGACAUUGUUUAACAAUGUAAUUAGAUGCAAUAGAUCUAGAAUAUUAUUAUUUCUUUAAUCUUUAUCAAAAAAUGUAUUAUGUUAUCAUAUACAUAUUACGGAGUCACUCUUC
Messenger RNA from Cokeromyces recurvatus, 1473 nucleotides. RefSeq names its product Septin-domain-containing protein. Gene Ontology annotation, cellular component: microtubule cytoskeleton; septin complex; cytosol. The transcript is spliced from 11 exons. Gene Ontology annotation, biological process: cytoskeleton-dependent cytokinesis. The coding region runs from base 105 to 1199 and encodes 364 amino acids. Lineage: Eukaryota; Fungi; Mucoromycota; Mucoromycetes; Mucorales; Mucoraceae. Gene Ontology annotation, molecular function: GTP binding; molecular adaptor activity; GTPase activity. The record is from RefSeq and is a predicted model, not a curated record.